Molecule: messenger RNA, 2877 nt
Organism: Coregonus sp. 'balchen'
Lineage: Eukaryota; Metazoa; Chordata; Actinopteri; Salmoniformes; Salmonidae
Source: the annotation of a GenBank genome assembly
GUUUUGGCUUUGUGACCUUUGAGAAUGAAGACAUGGUGGAAAAAGUGUGUGAGAUCCACUUCCACGAAAUCAACAACAAAAUGGUAUGUAUGUGGACAACAUGUACAGUAUGUGUAUGUGCGAGUGUGUGUGUGUGUCAGUGUUGAUGGCGAGGAGCGUUUGUGUCUAUGUGCAGAAUAUCUAAAAUAAUUUGCAUUCCUCUCCAGGUGGAGUGCAAGAAAGCCCAGCCCAAGGAAGUGAUGUCACCGACGGGUACGGCUCGAGGUCGUGCCAGGAUUAUGCCCUACGGCAUGGACGCUUUCAUGCUGGGGAUCGGCAUGCUGAGUAAGAACAGAACAUCAAUAACACGGUCAUUUAGCCGCCGCUAAACACUCUGGAACAAUAUUCACAAAGCGUCUCAGAGUAGGGGUGCUGAUCUAGGAUCAGUUUUGCUUUUUUAAUUCACAAUGAAUACGAUUUACAUUAUAUAACCGGGGAGACCUGAUCCUAGAUCAACACUCCUACUUAAAGAAGCUUUAUGAAUUUAGGACCAGUACUGGAGAGCAGGGCUAAAGAGAUAGGAGGAGAGGAAGUGGGGGAAGGUGUUUCAGUGGGACUCAAGUAUGCCAUGGCCCACAGUGAAGUCAUUGUCUCUUGCUCCACCUACAGUUAUGGCAACAGCAUGGUACUGAGUUAUGGUGCUAGUUGCUACAUGCUACAUGAGGUCUAAUAUAAAUGCAUUAGCAUCUCCUUAAGCUGUGUUCAGCCAUAUCCUGAUGGUUUUUUUGUUUGUCUCUCUCUUCGCAGGCUACCCAGGCUUCCAAGCAGCUACGUACGCUAGCCGCAGCUACCCUGGCAUCGCUCCUGGAUACACCUACCAGUUCCCUGGUAUGAGCAUCACUCUCUGUCACAAUGAUUUAUGUAGAGGUUUAGUUACAGACGUACAUACGACUUGAGUCUUUUAUUCAUCCAAAGAACUGGCUAGGAAACAAUGCAUUGGCCUAGUGAUCGUAACAGAUACAUAUUGAUGUUAUUUUUAUGUUCGUUGACAAACAUAUACACGCACACCUACACUUUUUACUCCACGUAUAAGCACAUAUGGCAGAGUCUCUGGCUGCUUGUAGAUUUCAGAGAGUUGUAUUUUGGAUUUGUCAUCCUCCUCUCUCCGGUCCUCUUCUCCUCCCCUCUCACGGUAAAUGUCAUCUUGCCAUUUGUUAAAAUGUGCUGUACUUCUAUCUCCCUCCCCAUCACCUAAUUUUCUCCUUCUUUCAUGUCCACUCUCCCCUCAGUGCUCUUCCUUCCUCUCCUUUCCCCCUAUCACCCUUCUCGCCUGUAGUCUCUCCUUUGUAAAUUGCUUUCUUGUGUGUGUUGUCCUAUGUGCCUGUUUGUGUGUGCACAUGUUCAUGUGUGUGUGUGUGUCAAUAGACACGCGGAUGGUGUAUGUAAUUAAAAAUGCGCUCUCUUGACAUUGCUGUUCUAGAAUUCCAUUUAGAGAGGACCCCCCUUCUGACAUCACCCCACCCCUCUGAGCUCACAGGUCAGUCACUCCUCCAGAUCUACAAGCAGCUCUCUUUCUCGUUAUUAACAAGGCAACAGUGCUAGACUGUGGCGGAAUGGUGUAUGGCCCUCCUUUUUCCAAUCGGGAAGGGUUCAAGCCUAACUUUAAUAUAAGCACAACUUUUGCAACAAAUAAAAAAUAUUGAUGAUCACGGAAUUGACUGCAGCAAUGUUAGGCUUGGAUAUUUUUUUGAAUGGUUUCACCAUCUUUAAAACUGUCAACUACCUGACAAUUAAUAGUUUGGUGAACUAAAUUCACACACUGCCAAACACUGUUAAGGUGACAUACUGGUAGAGGUAAAAGAAGACAUAUGUGAAAUUGUCCCUCUCUCCUCUGGCCCUCAGCCAUUCCACUGUCAGCCUACGGACCAAUGGCAGCGGCAGCAGCAGCUGCUAUGAGAGGUAAAGAUCAUUCUCCUUCAUCAUUCUGUUUGUGUGUGUCUAUCUGUCGUCAUGUGAUGUGGAUGAGGAUGAGCGUCUUUCUCCCAAGAAGAGAUCUCGAGAGAGAGAGGACGAGAACCAGACGAAGAGAGAGAGAGAGAGAGAGAGCGAGAGGAGAGAGAGAGACGAGAGAGAGAGAGAGAGCGAUAGAGGACGCCGUCGAUGGGAGACUAGCUGAUGCUCUAUCGGAGUGAGAUCUUAUCUCUAGCUCUCUCUCUACUCUCUCUCUAUCUCUACUUCUCAUCUCUCUCUCGCUCUCUUCUCUCUCUCACUCUCAGGUUCCACCCAGUCGCGUAACGCAGGCUAUCUGGGCACCAGCAGCCCUGGGCCAAUGGCUGACCUGUAUGCAGCAGCUAGUCAGGACUCAGCAGUCAGCAGCUAUCUCAGCGCAGCCAGUCCUGGCCCCAACUCAGGAUUCGGCCACAGUCUCGGGGUACGUCACUAUCAACGAGACAGAACACGGUCGUUGUAUUCAUUAGGGCACACCGUAGCAAAAUGAUUCGCAAUGGAAAAUGAAAAUGAGCAUUUCUUAUUUGACAAGUUCAGGUAGUCCCUCCCUGCUUCAGUCUGUUUUGUUCCUUUUGGUGCCUAAUGAAUACGACCCAGGGUUGGAAUAUCGCAAAGAGGGAUCUUUAAGACUAAAGGAGCCCGCUUAGUGGCAUAUGGCAUGUAUCUAAUGCUAGGGGAAACCAGGGAUUGUGGAUUAUGGAAGUGUAUAGCUGCCAAAAUUCGAUUUGAAGUGCAAAUUGGAUAAUGACAAAUCAAUGCACUAUUUGCAAUUUUGGUUGAUCAUCUCCUUUCUUCAUUUCAAAAUAUCUAUCAGCUGCUCUGUCUCUACUAGUAUGUGUCUCUCUUCGUUCUCAGGGUCCUCUGAUCGCCGCCUUUACCAACGGGUACCAC